CACUGGCAUUUGGAAUCAGAGAAAAGGUCUAAAUCGCUGAGCUACACAUGACACAUAGAAAUAGCAGAGCUGUGCUGAUGAGGGAAGGUAACGGAGAUGGAAGACUGAACGAAGCAUCUGUUGUGGAUGCCAGAGUCGGUCCAUGGGUUCCACGGGUUCCACUAUUCUUUUAGUGGCGGUCAAAAGCAGCCUAGCCACAUCAUACGCAAGCUCAAGCCUUGCAAUCACCAUCUCUCAACAUCCUCAUCCAUCGUCCAUCCCCAACAUCACCUACGCCCUGUCUGCAGAGCUAGACAACAAGGCCGAGCACGCUGAACGCGUCGUCAUCGGAGUAUCUCCCGGUGCAGAAGUCUGGUGGCAAUUCCCCUCCAUCCACUCCGCGCCCGCCAGUUCGUUCCGAUCAGAUCGACGCCACAGUCGUAUAGACCUGUCCUUUCCUAGCAACGGCUAUCCAUACCACUAGGAGCUGUUUGCUGCUACCAUUCGACGUUCUGGUAUCUAUCGCCGGCAGACCAAAAGUUUGCCAUUUACCUCCUCCGUUACCUGCCUCACUCGUAUCCAGC
Mytilinidion resinicola is the source of this 563-nucleotide messenger RNA. RefSeq lists its product as uncharacterized. Bases 143 to 463 code for a protein of 106 amino acids. The transcript is spliced from 2 exons. The record is from RefSeq and is a predicted model, not a curated record. NCBI's taxonomy places the organism in Eukaryota, Fungi, Ascomycota, Dothideomycetes, Mytilinidiales, Mytilinidiaceae.